AUGGGUCUGAGAAGUCACAAUGUGAUUGAUUUCAAUCUGCGCUGGAAAAAUGAGAACUCUGGGAUCAUCUUUAAGCGUCAGGAGCCAUCCAGGGUCACUGAGACUCCAGAUAGUCCAACAGUGAGGCUGGUCAACGGUCCCAACGGUCCCUGCUCUGGUAGAGUGGAGGUCUACCAUAGCGAACAGUGGGGGACAGUGUGUGACGAUGGGUGGGACUUAGGAGAUGCCAGUGUGGUGUGUAAACAGCUGGCUUGUGGAAAGGCUCUUUCAGCACCAAGUUACGCAACAUUUGGACAGGGCACUGGGCCCAUCUGGUUGGAUGAUGUCCGCUGUCUUGGAAGUGAAACAUCAGUAACAGACUGUGCACACCCAGGCUUUGGGAGACACAACUGUGGUCAUGGGGAAGAUGCCAGUGUUGUUUGUGAAGGAAAAAUUGAGCCAGUGCCACAGUAUCAUACACUGGCCAUAAGGACAACAGUGAGCUCUGAUGUGAAUCCUGCUGACAAGAACAUCAUCGAUGAAAUCCUAAAACAGUUGGAGAUGGACCUGAGAAAGAAGAACAUAACUAAUUUUAAUUUACGCUGGCAAAAUGACGAACAAGGCGUCAUCUUCAAGCAUCCGGAGGAGAAAGAAAAACUUCAGGUGGAAGUGGCAGAUGAAGAUUGCCCGUUUACAAAAGGAGGAGAGGAUUGAGCUGUAGCGAGGAAGGAUUUUAAUAGAUGC
Sphaeramia orbicularis (orbiculate cardinalfish) is the source of this 723-nucleotide messenger RNA. Its product is annotated as scavenger receptor cysteine-rich domain-containing group B protein-like. Gene Ontology annotation, biological process: zymogen activation. The transcript has 5 exons. NCBI's taxonomy places the organism in Eukaryota, Metazoa, Chordata, Actinopteri, Kurtiformes, Apogonidae. The coding region runs from base 1 to 693 and encodes 230 amino acids. Gene Ontology annotation, cellular component: plasma membrane. Gene Ontology annotation, molecular function: serine-type endopeptidase activity. The record is from RefSeq and is a predicted model, not a curated record.